AACGCCACGCUGGAGGCCGUAGACCCUUCAACGACCACCUUCAACGCGGAGCAGGAUGCACUCUCGAAGAUCGACAUCCAGAAGUUGAAUCAUUUCUACAACUGCUCAUCGGCCCAAGAAGUCUCUUCUAGCAACAUCACUACAUCCACCACAUCCAUCUCUACAUCCUCCACAUCCACGACAGGUGAACCAAUUGGUGAAAGCGGCUUCCCAGCGCCGGCAUUGCAAGAUGCAGGCGAUGCUGCCGCCCGCGGUGGAAGCGAAAAUGUUGGUGGAAUCGCACGCAGUGGUGCAUCAGAUGUCGGAGGCAGCGACAUCAGUGGAAACGAGACGAUGUUGUCAGAAAAUGCAGCAGGCACAUGGAAUGGCGCUGCCUUCACCGAGUUUGUAAGCGCCUCUGAUUACGGCGACCCUGAAGCUCAUAAUUUAUCAAUGCUGCUCCUCUCGCCCACCACAAGUGCAGCUGGCAAGCUACACGUCGUCUCCUCAGCACAGUUUGUGAUGAUGCUGACGUCGGCCAUCUUGUGCUUCAGCAGCAGCUUUGCACUCUCAUUGGUGCAAUAAAAUACUAUUACUAUUGUA
Messenger RNA from Hyalella azteca, 582 nucleotides. RefSeq names its product zinc metalloproteinase nas-27. Gene Ontology annotation, biological process: proteolysis. The record is from RefSeq and is a predicted model, not a curated record. Gene Ontology annotation, molecular function: metalloendopeptidase activity; zinc ion binding. Lineage: Eukaryota; Metazoa; Arthropoda; Malacostraca; Amphipoda; Hyalellidae.